AUGCGUGCAUACUUUAGUCAGUACAAGAGUGCUAAGACCUUGUACGACGCUGUAGUUGCACGCUACUCUUCCCCUGCCACUGCUGCUCUUAGCCGCCUCAUACUGCCGUACAUGGACCACUUCCUCUCUGUUUCCCCCACCACACGCACCGUUGACCUCCUCGAGGAGCGCCUCCUGGCAGCUGAGAAGAGUAUAGUCGCUGUAGGAGCCUCUAGAGGUGACGCGCGUGCCCCUGUCUUUGAGGGGUGCUCCCCCUCCACCCUUUUGCCCUCUAUUGCCUCUACUAUUGCCGUCGUCUUCGUUGGCACCGAGACGAUCGGCGCUGCAUCUGCCUCUAGCGGGCGACGCCACACCGCGAAGUGGGGAUAUGCUAUGUCUACUAGUGAUGAGGGUGAGUGUUACCUGUGUGUUCCGCCUGACCCGGGCAUUGAGGCUGCUGCUCUAGGUGCUGGUGAGGCUGCUGCUCUAGGUGCUAGUGCGUCUGCUGCCCCAGGUGCUGGUGAGUCUUCUCUUUCAGGUACCACGUCGGCUCAGGCCUUACACACCUUCACCCUUGACUCCGGUGCUUCCCGCUCCUUCUUUCGAGACCGCACCACACUUACGCCGCUUAGUCGGCUUGUUGCGGUCUUCUUGGCGGACCCCUCUGGGGGUCCUGUCCUCGCUCGCUUCUCCACUGUCUUACCGUGUUCGGCACCCCCCUCUGGCACCCUGUCAGGUCUCUACCUCCCCUCGUUCUCUACGAACUUGGUGAGUGGUGCUGAUCUACAGGAUGGGGGGGUUGACUAG
Closterium sp. NIES-65 is the source of this 786-nucleotide messenger RNA. NCBI's taxonomy places the organism in Eukaryota, Viridiplantae, Streptophyta, Zygnematophyceae, Desmidiales, Closteriaceae. The record is from the annotation of a GenBank genome assembly.